Dipodomys spectabilis (banner-tailed kangaroo rat) is the source of this 1227-nucleotide messenger RNA. RefSeq names its product cytochrome P450 2G1-like. Gene Ontology annotation, cellular component: intracellular membrane-bounded organelle; cytoplasm. Gene Ontology annotation, molecular function: heme binding; oxidoreductase activity, acting on paired donors, with incorporation or reduction of molecular oxygen, reduced flavin or flavoprotein as one donor, and incorporation of one atom of oxygen; iron ion binding. Lineage: Eukaryota; Metazoa; Chordata; Mammalia; Rodentia; Heteromyidae. The record is from RefSeq and is a predicted model, not a curated record. Gene Ontology annotation, biological process: xenobiotic metabolic process.
AUGCUGGCCUCAGGCAUGCUUCUGGUGGCCACAGUAUGCCUGAGCACCAUGGUGCUGAUGUCUGUCUGGAACCAGAAGUUCUGGAAGAAGCUGCCUCCUGGCCCCACCCCACUGCCCCUCAUUGGGAAUUACCUCCAGCUGGAUACGGGAGACAUGUACAAUGCCCUUAUGAAGGUACGGCCCGGUUUGGCUAUGGCCAAUGGAGAACGAUGGAAGGUCCUUCGCCGUUUUUCUCUGACUGUCCUUCGAAACUUUGGGAUGGGAAAGCGGAGCAUUGAGGAGCGGAUUCAGGAAGAGGCUGGGUACCUACUAGAGGAAUUCCGGAAGACAAAAGGCACCCCAACUGAUCCCACCUUCUUCCUGAGCCGCAUGGUGUCCAAUGUCAUCAGUUCUGUGGUCUUCGGAAACCGCUUUGACUAUGAAGACAAGCAGUUCCUGAGCCUUCUGGGGAUGAUUAAUGAGAGUUUCAUUGAGAUGAGUGUGCCCUGGGCCCAGCUGUAUGACAUGUAUUCGGGAGUCAUGCAGUAUUUGCCCGGAAGACACAAUCACAUCUAUGACUUGAUAGAGGACCUUAAGGCCUUUGUAGCGUCCAGAGUCAAGGUCAAUGAAGCCACACUUGACCUCCAAAACCCUCGAGAUUUCAUCGACUGCUUCCUUAUAAAGAUGCACCAGGAUAAAAAGGAUCCACACACAGAAUUCAACCUCAGGAAUUUGGUGCUCACCACCCUCAAUCUCUUCUUUGCUGCCACAGAAACAGUGAGCUUGACCCUACGCUAUGGAAUGUUGCUCUUAAUGAAAUAUCCUCAUGUAGAAGCCAAGGUCCAGGAAGAGAUUAUCCAGGUGAUUGGACCACACUGUAUUCCCACAGUGGAUGACCGCAUCAAGAUGCCCUACUCGGAUGCCGUAAUCCAUGAGAUCCAGAGACUGACAGACAUCGUGCCCCUGGGAGUCCCCCAUACUGUCAUCCGGGACACUCACUUCCGAGGCUACUUUCUGCCCAAGGGCACAGAUGUCUAUCCACUACUUGGCUCUGUCCUCAGAGACCCCAAAUACUUCCAACACCCAAAUGACUUUUAUCCUCAGCACUUCCUGGAUGAACAGGGACUCUUCAAGAAGAAUGAUGCCUUUGUGGCUUUUUCUUCUGGAAAGCGGAUCUGCGUUGGGGAGGCCCUGGCCCGCAUGGAACUCUUCCUCUACUUCACCUCCAUCUUCAGAACUUCUCCUUAA